CACUUCAAACAUACACUUUCUUAAAAUUGCUCUAAUGAAUGUUAUCAAAACAUAUCAAAACAUCUGUUUGGAAACUCACACACAACUUGUUCAGGAUAAUAAAGUCUCAUUUAUCUCAGUAAUUUCCAAACACAUGCAUUUUUGCUAAAACCCUAUUAUUUAAAACUUAAUUGAAAAUGAAGCUUAUCGCUACUCUUGAAAAGAAGGCUAUUAUGAUUGGAUAAAUUAUGUUGCGUUCCAUUUACCUUGGAGGUCAGAGCUGGGAAUGUCGUCAUACCCGAGUUGAUUGUGUUCCAGUACAAGUCAGAAAACCAAGAUGUUGUAAGCAAUACCAGUUCUAGCCAGAUCAGCUAUAGUUAGUAAUAUCACUUGAUAACGACUCAUUAUGUUGUAUUUUGCUUUGCAUACCCAAACACUGUAGCAACAUGUCUACAGACAGAAAUUGGACAACUGUUUUAAUAAGACACAUAUAAGACAAGGGUUAAUAGACAGCUUUUACUACUGUAGACGUGCAGAGCAGCCAUCUUGGAUCCUCAGAUCGGGGUUGGUGAGGUUCCUCUCACUUUUCGAGUCAGAAAUCCAACUGCAGACUGGGGACUUGGAAAUUUCAACUUCCUAGUGCAAAUGGAAUGCACCAGGAGACUUGGAUUAUAGAGUGCUCCAGGGAUACGUUUUUCUGUAAGCAGAUGAGGAAGUUAGCGUUGCCAUGGUUCCCUUGUCAAAAAGCCUAAAGGAUUUUGGAUUUUGGAUCAUUGCAGAAAAUAAGCUCUGUGGCAAACAUACGUUUAUUAUAUUUACAGGUUUUGUUCAGCAAGAUAAUCUUCACAAAUGACCACCAUUUUAUGAUUUUUGGAGCAUAAAUGCAACUGCCAGAAGUAAAAAGUUAACAUUAGGAUAUAAACAAACUACACUACAGUCACAUGAUUUAACAACCCUACACAACGAGACUGUUCAGCCAUGUGCCACAUGAUGACGUUCUGUAGUCUCAUUUAGCCACUUGUUAGCACAACCUAUUUUAAGACACAUAAAACCUUCAAAAUCAGCACAUCAUAGAAGAAAAUGUGAAAGAUUCUCAAGCAUGUGUUAACCACAGACCUUAUUUGAGGCAUAUACCCAAAAAAACCCUUUCAAAAACAUAUUGACUUCAAGACAGGGAAACCAGGGGCGCUAAAGUGCUACCUCAUUUUUGUGUUUUAGGACUCUCCUGGGGCACUCUAUACUGCAAGAGUUGUUAAACAGAUGUUAGGUUGAUCAUUUUGCUGUUGUUAAAGGCAGACCCCUAUGACUGAAGAAUUUUCUUCGUUUUUGGAUUAUUCGUUCACUAAAAGCAUGUGACAAAAACAAAAAAUUCUUCACAAAUUCACCCCAACAUGGUGUGAGUAUCUGAUCUACAAAUGGUCAUUAAAGGGAUGAAGUGUUCCUUUAAGGAAAAUUUUUAAAAGGCCUACAAAAAACAGUCUGCAAUUUAUCUUGGAUUUAAUUAUUAUUGAAUUAUAAAUUUGGAGCUUUGCAAGAAGAUGUAUACAUAAGUUUAGUGGUACCAUCUAUUAGAGACUUUUUAAUAUAAUAAUCCCAAAACAAGACAUCAGGUUCAUUAAAUUCAGUUAGUUUAGAGAAAACAGGCAGGUUGAGAAAUGUCUUUAUAGAAGUGGACAGGGUCAUUUACAGAACAGAAGGACCAAAUGGUCUUGUGUACAUCCUUGAAAUCACUGCACCGCUUUUUACAUCUCUCCAUCCAUCUGCGUGUCAGCCUGCAGUGCAACCGACCUCUAUUUUCUACGGCUAUUUUUAUUAUUGUUGUCAUUGGUAAACACCACACAUCUACCUACCCAGAACGUCUCCCCAUUGGUUUACCGGGUUGUCUGUCGCAGUACUUCCGUCCGUUUGGCCGGUUUUGAUUGGCCGAUCUUCCUCUUUUUUUUCCUCUUCUUCGCGGCGGUGGGUCGGAGCCGCUGUGUCCCCGGUCUGGCACGUUCCUAGCCAAAUUCUCCACGGUGUAAAAUUGGAUUCCCCCUUUUUCACAAAAACAAAAAAUAACCCCCUUUCAAUUCCCUGUAACCGCUUAUACGUUUCCGCUCAACACACACCUCCAAAUCUCCACCAGAUACCUCUGAAGAUGGCGGUGGUAAGCGGGAUGUCGGGGUCGGCUGUAGCCCGGCUGGAGGGCCGAGAAUUCGAGUAUCUGAUGAAGAAAAGGUCGGUGACCAUCGGCCGGAACUCCUCGCAGGGUUCGGUGGACGUAAGCAUGGGACACUCCAGCUUCAUCUCCCGGCGGCACCUCGAGAUAUUCACCGCGGGAGAAGAUGGCACCGGCACGGGGGAAUUCUAUCUCCGAUGCCUCGGAAAAAACGGGGUGUUUGUUGAUGGGGUGUUCCAGAGAAGAGGGGCGCCACCUCUUCAGCUCCCACGAAUGUGUUGUUUCCGGUUCCCCAGCACAAGUAUAAAGAUCACGUUCACAGCCCUGUCCAAUGACAAGAAGGAGCCAAGGAACGUGCCGGAAUCACCGGUCAAGCCCGUCCAACCCCAAAUUUCCCCACUGACCAUCAACAUUCCAGACAACAUCGCCCACCUCAUGAGCCCACUGCCUUCACCCACUGGCACCAUCAGUGCGGCAAACUCUUGUCCAUCAAGUCCGCGGGGGGCGGGACUCUCCAGCUACAGGACAAGCCGUGUUCUGGCCUCCGACCUAAUAGGAGACAACUCUCAAUCUGAAAACGAUAAAGAGGCCUCAGGUGAAGACAGCCCAAAGGAUGACUCCAAACCUCCGUAUUCAUAUGCACAACUAAUAGUCCAAGCUAUCACCAUGGCCCCAGAUAAGCAGCUCACCCUGAAUGGAAUAUACACCCACAUCACCAAGAACUACCCCUACUACAGAACAGCUGAUAAAGGCUGGCAGAACUCAAUCCGCCACAACCUGUCCCUGAAUCGGUACUUCAUCAAAGUGGCCCGCUCUCAGGAGGAGCCAGGCAAAGGCUCCUUUUGGAGGAUCGACCCCGCCUCUGAGGGCAAGCUGAUAGAACAAGCCUUCAGGAAGCGCAGGCCGAGGGGAGUGCCCUGCUUUAGGACCCCAGUGGGACCUCUCUCCUCCAGGAGCGCUCCAGCUUCUCCCAGCCACACAGGGGCACUGUCUGCCCACUCCAGUGGGGUCCAAACCCCAGACAGCCUGUCCAGAGAGGGGUCCCCUGUCCCCAUGGAGCCAGAGCCAACCCCACCACCAGCCCCCACCCAAACCACUACAGUCCAGCCCAAACUCGCUGUCAUCCAAGAGGCCCGCUUUGCACAGAACUCCCCUGGCUCCCCCCUCAACAACCAGCCAGUAUUGAUCGCCGUGCAGCGCCAAAUGCCUCAAACGACCAUGAAGCCUGUGACCUACGCCAUGGCGUCGCCAGCCAUUGUAACAACAUCAGUUAGCUCCGCCCCCGUCAUGCAGACGGUGCACGUCGUCCACCAGAUCCCAGCAGUCACCAUGGCAACUGUUGCCGGACCGCCGACUGCUACAGUGAGCCCAGAACCUCAGGAGAAUGGAGGGGGAGAGCACCAAGAGAUCAAACUCAAAGUGGAGUCGGUCCCAUCCAUCACAGCCGCGUCUAUAGGUGGAGUCAGCCGCAUCAUCCAGAGCUCUCAGGCUGCUCCUCUGACGACAGUAACCAUUGUGCAACAAGCCCCGCUCGGUCAGCACCAGCUUCCAAUAAAGGCCAUCACACAGAACGGGACACAUCUGGUCCCCAUCAGCACUGCUGCUAGCACAGCUGCUGCAAAUCCUCUUCACCUCCUGGCGGCCCACGCCUCAGCUUCAGCGUCCCUGCCUACCAAGAGGCAGAACGGAGAACUGCAAGACCAGCCCCAAUCAAAGAGGGUGAAAACGGAAGAGGAAGAGGAAGGUGACGCAGCAGCUGCCAACAACACCACCACCACCACCAAUAACGGCACCACGGACAGAGCCGGAGAAGAAGGGGUCAGUGAACAGAUCGGUGACAAGUAGCCUCCCUCCCCGGUCUGCAUCCUGACCCCUGCUCUCCUGUACGCAUUGAGCCUCACACCUUCCACACUCUCACCCCCUCCAUCAUCUACUCCAAGGUGCCAAAAGCAGAAGAGAUGCGGAAAACACCUGCAGGACUACAGAAUGUUCAAAACCCUCCUCCUCAACCCCUCAAAUCCUCUUCCAUAUAUUUAAGACCACGAAAUACGAUGCAAAAACUAAAGACCAAAUUUAAAAAUGGAAUCAAAGAGUUGCUGAUGACUGUGAAUCCCUGAAGCUCGAGACCCAGAUGGCAAGAAGAAGCACAGGAAGAAAAGAACAGAUUGAAAAAUCCAGAUUUCCAGAUCAAAAGUGACUUACUGGACAAGCGAGGAAUCCCGAAAGGAGCCUCAUCCUGGUAGCAUUACAGACAAGCGCUUUACUGUGUGUCGGACAGAGAGAGAGAGCAACCAAGUGAAAUCACCAGUAGUGUAUUCCGCAAAGGGAAGCGUGUGUACGUACGUGUGGACAUUCCCAUCUUCGGCAGCUAGCCUCCAUGUCGACCUACCUAACCCAGUCGUGAGUAGAUAUGCAGUAUUCCGUUGUACAAGUGUAUCUUUGGAUCUUUUUUGAGUGUUUCUCCGUUUCCCAAGGCACAGAUACUAUCUAGUAAUAAUUAAGAUAACUAAAAGCUAUAAGUGGGGUCUUUAAGAACAUUUAAACAUCACAUGAUAUUUUGGGAAUCCUUUUUUUUUUUGGUUGUUUUUGUAUGUGGACUCUUUGUUCAGUGAAAUGAAUGUAGUCUCCUUUUUCCUUUUUAAAGAAAACACUAUCUAUUGAGUGGAUGUUCGUUUUUUUCUGCUCAUUCAUGCAAAUGAAAUUUCUUUAUCACUGUACAUCGACAGAUUUUUUUCAUAUUUUACAAAUAUCCUAUGAGAUAAAAAAGUAUAUUCCCAUGCGUAUUUGACCAUAUGCUUCAUCAAGCUUGCAUGUUACGGAUCUAGAGACAAUGUACUUGAGCAGAUUAUCUGAAUAUGGAACUGAAGAAAAUUUAGACUGAAUCUACGCUAUAUGAUUCUGACCAGUGCUGCACUUAACCCUCUUAGUUGUUGUUUUUUUUCUCCCCCCUUUUGUAUUUUCAUUUGCUCUGUUUCCCCCCACCCCGUCAUCAUGGGCUGUGUUUGUUACCUUUGUGUUGAAGUUGGCAACUCUUUGCUUGAUUAUUUUAUUCUGUUAAGGCUACUAAAGAGUCUAUUCAGAUUGUAUUCUAUGUUACACGAGGAAAAACAAGUGAUAGGUGUUCGUUCUGCUUCAGUGGGUAAAUGCUUUUUUUUAUAAAUUUAUUUAAACACAUAA
Messenger RNA from Epinephelus moara (kelp grouper), 5314 nucleotides. RefSeq names its product forkhead box K2a (gene foxk2a). Lineage: Eukaryota; Metazoa; Chordata; Actinopteri; Perciformes; Serranidae. Gene Ontology annotation, molecular function: protein binding; DNA-binding transcription factor activity, RNA polymerase II-specific; RNA polymerase II cis-regulatory region sequence-specific DNA binding. Gene Ontology annotation, biological process: regulation of transcription by RNA polymerase II. Bases 2117 to 3982 code for a protein of 621 amino acids. The transcript has 9 exons. The record is from RefSeq and is a predicted model, not a curated record.